Messenger RNA from Scutellospora calospora, 915 nucleotides. NCBI's taxonomy places the organism in Eukaryota, Fungi, Glomeromycota, Glomeromycetes, Diversisporales, Gigasporaceae. The record is from the annotation of a GenBank genome assembly.
AUGUCUAACUCAAAUGAACAUGUUAAAGCCAAUGUUGAUAAUAACUUGGCAACUCAAAAUGAUUUAGAUAUCACUAAAAAACAAACUGUUAAAUUAGAAAUUAUGAGUUUGAAUGAAGAAUAUAAAUCGUUCAAGAAAAAUAUCAAAAAUCGCAGGCAUUUAUGUGCUGCGCAUAUUAUAUUGGCAUUAAUCGCUGUUUUUCUUGGUCAAUUAUUGACGUGGGCAGAAAAAACCAAGAUGACUGGAAGUAUUGGUCCCCUUAUUUCGUCUAUAAUAGUUGUUACGGGUAGUAUCAUAACUAUUGUUACUACUCUUUUAAAUAGAUUUUCAAAUAAAGAGCUUGAAAAAGGUUAUUCAACCCAAGUCACUGAUAAAGUAUUUAGGCCGAUGUAUAUACAUAUCCCUGAUGAAAUUCUGCUUAAAAUACAUCAACACUUAAAAAAAUUAGAAAUGGAAUCAAAAAAAGAUCCUUAUAUAUAUUACAAAAAAUAUUUAUACAGAAAAAAUGUUUGUCUAUCAAGAGAAAAAGUUACUGGUGUUGAUCGAGGGUUGAGACAUAGUUUAAUGAUACUUGGAGAAAUUUGGAUUGGUUUUAAUAUUCUUUCUACUUCUUUUGAUUUGUUAGACUUUAUUAAAACUCGGGAGCUUUAUGAAAAUAAUUUCUAUGUUCAAAGAUUUGAAAGAAUUUUGGGAUAUUUGCUUUUUUUAAUUAAUAUUCCUUUAAUUCCUUAUCAUUUAUUUGUUGGAAGAAUUAGAUUUGAAGGACUAAACCCUAGAUUUAAACUUUUAAAACUACCUCUAUGUGACGAAGAAAAUCUUAAAAAUCUUUUAAAUGGAAAUUUCGAAGAUAUAGCGAAUAUUGAAAUCUCUAAAGAUAAGGAUCCAGAAAAUUUCCCGACAGAACAAUACCAACAA